AUGGAGAAGAACGACGAUGCUCCCGAAGACGUUAAACGAGCUACGUCUGUCGAACGUGAAAUAAAGAAGGGGGAAAAGGAUGACACCUUCGAAGGAUACCCACGCGUACAAGAAAAGAAGAAAAGAUGGGAACACUGCGACAAGCCCUCGAAGAAAUCAAAGGAAUGUACAUGGUCUUGUAAUGAAUGUUUUCAGCGACAUAAGGCAAAGUCGGACGGCGACUGCUGCGAAACGCGAAGGGAAAAGAAGAAGAGGGGACCGAAAUUCGCUAAGAUUUCGGUGUUUGGGGAACCGUGUACAUUCCCGAAGAAAGACAUCAUUCCUAGACACUGUUUGACGAAGUCAGAUUACCUCGAUAUAUUGGCGACGCCAAGUCGUAAAUGCCCCCCGGACUGUCACAAGCAGACCGUGCUCAGGAGAUUGAGGCCUGUAUCGCCCCGAAUCAAGGAAUUAGCUCUACCAACCAGACAUCGAAUGCUCAUAACUUUACAACAAGGCGCGGCGAUAUUGCCACCGGCACUUUUGGACAAUCUAGUUAAAACUUUGGAGGACGAAACUUGCUUAACUCCAGAGCAAGCAGCGGUCGUCCAGCGGAAAAAGAAAGCCUCGAAGAAGAAGAAGAAGGAGAAGAAGGAUCAAUCGCGGCUCAAAGAACCAAGCAAACCAAAGAAACAAAGCAGCGUAGGGCCGGCAACCGCGGGAUCGUUGGACAAAGACGCGGUAUUGUGCCAGUACCUGAUAGCUGAGCAUUUCGUGAAGAGCAUUCUGAAGAGCAAGUGUCCGAUUCCCAAGUCAGAGUUCAACGACGUUGCGGAAGUGAUAGUCGGACGUCUGACCGACGUUCUCGAGUACACUCCGCAGAUAGAGGACCGGAAAUCGCAACAGUUGCGUUUCUUGGCUGACGUGGUAGCCUGCUGGAUGUCGGGAGUGAUGUCUGAGGUCGCGGAACUUCAGAAGGAAAAGCUCGAGGAACGAUGCAAGAAGAAGAAGGUGGAGAUGGAGAUGGAAGAGGAAGAGGAAGACGAGGACGAGUACGACGAUAAGGACGAGGAUCGAAGAAAAGAUUACGAUUGGUUGGAGGAUGAAGACGAGGGGGAAAAGGAUGAAAUGGUCAAGAUGAGGGACGUUACCGGCGACGAUGUCGGUGAACCACGAAGAGAGGAACCUGCGGGGAUAGUCGAGUCUGAGGCGUUGAUAGACGAGGAAGUGGAAGAAGAAGAAAGGGAUAAGGAUGUCGCCCUCGAAACAGAGCCCGUGGAAACAGUGGAAGCGGAAGCAGAGACCGAACCAGAAAAGCAAGACGUGGGAUUGGAGACACCAAUGGUUGAAGCUGCAGAGGUGGGAACUGAUGCAGAGGCACAAGAGAAAGCGAGAGCAGAAGCUGAAGCUAAAGCUGAAGCAGAAGCUAAAGCUGAAGCAGAAGCGAAAGCAAAAGCGGAAGCAGAAGCAGAAGCUAAAGCACAAGAGGAAGCUAAAGCAGAAGCUGAAGCUAAAGCACAAGAGGAAGCGAAAGCGGAAGCAGAAGCUAAAGCACAAGAGGACGCUAAAGCAGAAGAGGAAGCGAAAGCUAAAGCAGAAGCUGAAGCUCAAGCAGAUGCAGAAGCUAAAGCACAAGAGGAAGCUAAAGCAGAAGAGGAAGCGAAAGCUAAAGCAGAAGCUGAAGCUCAAGCAGAAGCUGAAGCUAAAGAACAAGAGGAAGCUAAAGCACAAGACGAAACGAAAGCUGAAGCAGAAGCUAAGGCAGAAGAGGAAGCAAAAGCUAAAGCAGAAGCUGAAGCAAAAGCUGAAGCAGAAGCAGAAGCAGAAGCAAAAGCAAAAGCAAAAGCAGAAGCAGAAGCAGAGGCAGCAGCAAAGGCGGACUCAGCAGUCGAAGAACCAAUCGAUGCCUUACCCGAUCAAGCCAAAGAAAGAGAAGAAAAAGCACCUGUCGAGGAGGCAAAGGAAACCGUUCCUCCCGAGUUAGUAACAGAAACGAAACCAAAAGAAGAUCUACCCAAAGACAAGGUCCCUGUCGAAGACUUCGAGGAUCUAUUCAAAAGCGAUCUUCCGUUUAUUACGUUCGGCAAGAUUAUCGACACCGUUUAUCAAAUGAUCGAGAACACUCCCGAGAACAUGGGAGAAGAUCCAAUAACAAAUGGAAUACACCGCGUGAUCUACGAAAAAUUGACCAACAUCGUCAUGUUGGAGGAUCCAAACCUCUUGACGGAGGAGCUGAAGGACAUCGUGGACGUGGUGUGCGGGAAAAUCGCUAAUUGGCUGAGAUCUCUUCUGAGCAAAUCGCAGAUCGAGUUCAUGGAGAAGUACAUGCCAGUGGUGGAGUCGAAGGAAAUCAGAGAUUGGACGAAAUGGCUGGAGAGCAUCAGCGACGCGGCUAUAGGUUGGAAUAUAUGGAUACGCGGAGUGAUUGAAAAGAUCGUCGAGAUGAAAGGAACGGAGAUCACACGAGGCGAGUGGAAGGACUGGACAAAGUCCGUCGACACCGGGGCUCUGCUUUGGAGGAGAUUCCAUUUGCAAACUGUGCAUCAAGCGCAUCGUAACGUCGUAAUGAUGCUUGGUCGACACGUCGUCAAAACAGGGACGAAAGGAAAAACUCCGACUACGUCGGAACAGGUGAUCAACACUACAGAACUGCAAGCAUAAGAUUCAACCAUUAAAACGAAGGAUAGUUGAAGGAUAGUUGCACUUCGUACACUCGAGUUGUACAUACAUCGAGCCUGAGGUUUCUUUCGUAUAAAUAAUACUGUGUAAUAGAUGCACAAUAUUUGAUGUUUUGUAAUCCAUUACUCAUUCAUUUUGUUCUGUCAUCUUUCACCAUAUCUCUGAAAGAAGCGUAACAUUACAUUUCUAUCAUUUAUAUUUAUUGUUAUCGUUCGAAGUUUAUUUUUACAUUAUUUUUUAAACUGACAACGAGCCUUUUACCACGAAGAGAAUUUACGAACGAUAAGAGUAAAUAAAAAUCAAAUGAAAUACUAUCUGGAGAGUAUGACGAGCGAGGCAGAAUAUCCCAGUGAACAACCAAAGAAAUUAUUUGCAAGUCGCGAAAGAUUUUUUUAAGACAAAUUAAUAUUUUACUGUACAUUUAAUGUCUUACGCUGCAAAAAUAGUGUCGGUCGUCGGUGACGCGAGACGGUGUGCUACAUUAGAAAUUAUGAUGUAUUCAAACAUUAAUACACGUGAAUUUUUUAUAAUAAUAUUCCACCACUUCUAGGGAAGCGAAACACUUUAAAAUGUCGUACUACAUGGAUAACAUGUAUAUUUCCUUAACUGCUACAUCUAAAUUGCUGCUUAUGAAUAAUUUAAAUUUGAUUUCGAAUAUUGCCUUAACAAGAUGUACUGUCUCUUUCGAAGGCAGGGACGAUUAAGGAUUAAUUUCAGAGGCUGACUUUCUCUUCUUUCUCUUAAUUUUAUUAUUAACCUGCGAAUCGCAAACGAUAUUUCCAUUUUCCGAGGAGAACCUUAGAUCAUAGCUGUUCAAAAGCCAAACAGCAAAUAACGAUUGCAGCUGAGAAAACUAUGUAUGUAAAAACGAAACGAACCGCGUUUAUUCUAAUGAUACACGCGUGAACGCGUUUUUCAAAUAUUUGCAUGAACAAUUAUGCUUUAAACAUUCAUCACGGAAUAUGCUACAUUUUUUGUCACGAUCGGCACGUAUGUAGAGUCGCUAUAGGAGGCGUAUGUUAUUUUCAUCCUCGAUAGUGAUUACUAGACUGUGAAUGUUUAUGCAAAUUCAUAUUUUCACAGCUACAGAAAUUGAAAUUUAAACGAAAGUAUUUUAUUUUCUAAACGGUAUCACACGCACAUUACCCAAUAAUUCAUGUUUCAUAUAUUUUGUUUAUCUUCUCAAGGAUUUCCUCGUAUUUUCACCUGUCAUAAAUUCACAAACAUUCCCAGUCUAGCGUUUAUGUUCAAUUGCAUGUACGUACAUGUAUGUGUUUAGUUGUAAUAUACUUCGCUACGAAAUAUUAGACUAUUGUAGUUUCUCAGAGAUCGAAGACUUUUUUUUAUGAUUGAAUGAUCUCAAUUUGCUGAAGAAUGCGAGUUCUUCGAUCACAGAUUUUAUCCCACUUUCGUACAAAGUGUUACGUUCUCGUAACCUCCAUCCGUCCACGCAAUUUUUUUCCAAGUCAACUAGCUGCCAACGAAUUCGUAUUUGAAGACCAACUAUCGGCUGCGAAUAAUUCUUACCACUUCAUUGCUUGACUCCCUCACCGCGAGACCGCCUCGUCCCACUACCAAGUCGCAAAAUUAUAAAUACUGAUGCAAAUUGAAAAAAAAUCUUUUUUUCACUCGUUGUUACGCCUGUCCUUGUUCUAUGCUUCCUUUUAACGCGCCAAGAGUUCGUACGUCGUUCAUAGUUCAA
Molecule: messenger RNA, 4360 nt
Organism: Hylaeus volcanicus
Lineage: Eukaryota; Metazoa; Arthropoda; Insecta; Hymenoptera; Colletidae
Product: caldesmon-like
Exons: 4
Coding region: 1-2640 (879 amino acids)
Source: RefSeq, a predicted model, not a curated record